GCGUCGCCGUGGUCGCUCGGCUUGGCAGCGGCGGACGUGACGCGACGUGACGUGACGUUACGGGACGCGGCGCGGUGUGCGGUCGCGGGUGCUGUGCGGGUGUGUGAAGUGCGAGUGUGUGCCGGCAUGGAGACGGGCCCCGGCUGAUUCCAGCCGACUGUGCAGUGCUGAGCGUGUGGUGUGUGUAGCGAACCGUUGCUUCCAUUUUCUCGUUGUGCACCGCCAGGGGAAAAGAAACAGCCGAGUGUGGAUACGUACCUCGAGGAGCGGACACCGGCCGGCGCUGCUAUGCGGAGAAUAAGCGGUAAGGAAUAAUUCCAUCGAGCUGUGAAGGCGCCAUCCGGGAUGUUUGCCAACUUGUGCGGAAAUAAGAAAGCAGCCGAGCACAAAGUGGGCGGUAUGAGCCGGCCGCCCAAGCCGGCGCCGCAGGUGAAGAAGGUGGCGCCGCCCGCGGUGCCCGACCAGUACCACGCGCACCAGCAGCAGCAGCAGCAGCAGCAGGGCCAGCAGUACCGGCUGUCCGGCUCCUCCUUCGGCUCGGCCGGCUACUCCUCCAGCUCGGACGACGGGCUGCUGACGCCCGCCGACGUCACGCCCCAGCAGCAGGCCGCGCAGCAGGCAUGUGACCAUAGUGAAGUAUACGAACUGACAGGAAAAUCACCCGGAGCACAGUUUUCGUACCCCGCCUUCACAUUCCCAGGUCCACAGGGUGUUCAGUACACACAGUUAAUGCAUUCUGGCAAGAGUGCAGCCUACUACCACCAGAUGUCUCUUCAGGAAGAUCAAGGAAUUGACAUGACACAGAGUCCCGGGAGAGACAGUCCGGGUUCUUCGGGCUCCGGGUCGGGCUCCGGGUCGCGCCACAGCACUGCGAGCCUGGACAGCGGGCGGGCGUCCGGCUACCACCUGCUGGGGCCGAGCAGCGGCGGCGCGGGGCUGCGGGGGCCGGGGGCGCUCUCGUCCAGCCCGCGCUGCUCCCUCUCCUCGUCCUCGCUCGCCUCCUCGGAGCUCGGCGGUCCCGCUGCCCGAGCCGAGAGGCUGCUGCAGCAGGGAGUGCCGGAUCAGGAUGUCCUACAUGCUUGGCUUAUGGAUCUUCAUUUUGAAGAAUAUUUUCCCCUGUUUGCUUCAGCUGGUUAUGAUAUGCCCACAAUAUGCAAAAUGACACCAGAGGAUCUCACGGCCAUUGGAAUCAAGAAACCAAACCAUAGGAAGAAACUAAAGGCUGAAAUUGCUCAACUUAAUAUUUCUGAUGGACUGCCAGACUAUAUUCCUGGUUCACUAGACGAAUGGUUGCGACUGCUACGUUUGGAAGAAUAUGGUCCGGCACUGCAUCAACAGUGUUAUAAAACUGUUGAAGAUGUCACUCAACUCACAUGGGAGGACCUGGAGGACAUCGGCAUUGUGAAACUGGGUCACCAAAAGAAGAUUCUCCUGGCAAUUAAACGUGUGAAGGACAUAAGAGCUGGAAAGAGAUUUCCUCCACAGCCAUCCCUUGCUGGGCCAUCCCAGGAGGUGUUGAUCGGAUCGCCCAGCGGCUUGCAUUCUCCGGACGAGGGUGAUUGUUACCCGCCUGGCGUGCACAGGACGUUCCACACAUUUCAUCAGCCCUGGGAGAUUGAGGGCAGCCAUCACAUGUUUAGCACAAUCACAACACCGUACUUCCAACCCAUGUACUGUCCAGAUAUUGUCCCCAUUAAGAUUCGUGGUGGUCGAGGAAAGUCACUGGAAAGUUUAGAAGAUGGCAGUGAGAGGACUCACCACACAUUUAGUGCAGAUAACACACAGACUUUCUACUACCAGCACGCCGUCCACGGGCCCGGAGGAUGGCGACCGCGCAGUUAUGACGACGGAGAUAUUACUCCGACAAAUGAAGCAGUUGCCCUACACGAGGGAGGUGGCACACUGCCGAGACCCAGGGGACUGGUCCGUCCGAGACCCGUCGCAAAAAUAGUCGCAAAGACACGUAACGACGGGUCGACAUUUGCCGUCCCCGAUUUUGAGAAGCCCGGCAGUACGUACUACAAAAGCUUACCGAGAGACCUUAUAGAUGUUAGCAAAUACGACCCGGAUCGGUAUUCAGGUGGCACCGGCAACGAAAGCCCGAGGAUGACGCAAAAGAAACGGCCACCGUCACCACCGAAGAGGCAGUCGUCGAGGACCGGCGAAGCGGACGUCGUAAUAGACUGUAGUGGGCCAGUGCCGAGAGCUACUGCAGACGUUCCCGGUAGUGGUGGACGAACUACUGUAGUAACUGUGGAUCUCCAUUCGACCGACCGGGGUACGUCAGUGUCGCCCUUGUCACUGCCGGCAUACCCGAGCGGGGCUGGCGACGACCUGGCAGAGCCCGACUUGCCCCUCCCACCCCCGCCGGCCCCGCCCUCACCACCGGGACUGCGAGAGUUGUCGACCAUGAGUCGAUCCUGGAGUAACAUGCCUACAACUUCUGAAGCACACGCUGCCAGCGUCGAGCAGGAGCUUAUAGCCAGUCUCGCGAUGCAGCAGGGGCGUAACGGCUCUGAUGCCAGUUUUAAAUCAAGUUCAAGCACAGAAUCAGAUUCCCUCCCUUUUGCUAAUGAGAAUGCAGGAACUAUAAAGCAAAGGGUGACAAGACCGCAUCCGACACUUACGACAAUGGAUUAUCCCAAACAAGAGUUUACUCCUUCUAAGAGGGUCCAAAAUCCACAAAGUGAUCUAGCAGCUAGUCAGAAGGCACUAAGAGACCGAUCAGCAUCACAAGAACCUGCUGAUGUUUUGAAUGAUAUUGGAAAUAUGCUCGCCAAUUUAACUGAUGAAUUGGAUGCUAUGCUUGAAGAAGAGAAGCGGCAAGGAUUAAAUCAGUGAAUGUACAUUUGUGCUUAAGUUCCUAGUGUAGGAAUAAAAAAAUUCCAAACUGACAUUGUUUUAUAGCUCAGCUGUCACUGUUCAUAAGCUGAACUGGUAGAGCUCAUCCAAAAGCAUUGUUUACCUCAUUUAAAAUUUGAACUAAAAAUGUGUGAUAUGGAGUAAUCUUGUAUGUCUUUGGAACAUAACUGAAACUGUCCAUACAUGAUAAGAAUUUAAUUUUUUAUCAAACAUAAAUGAUUAUUAAUGAAGUUGUGGGGUAGGUUCUAUUCCAUUUUAUUAAAUGUGAGUGUGCGUGAACUUAAUAACUUUCGAGUUCCACAAACCUGAAAGAGAUCAAUAGUUGUAGUUUGUACAACUGCUUAAAGAUACAAAUUUUAUUCACUUGACAUUAUCAUUUAUUUAAUUUUAGUGGCUGUAUUUAAGAAAAAAGAAGGAGAACUCCGAGGGGCAAAAGUCCUAUGCUACUGUGACAAUGCCUUGUUCUUGGCAGUAUGAAAAAGGCUGACAAAAUUUUUUGACUGGUUUGUGCAUAUGACUUUUCCCACACAGUAAUUAAUGUAAAAUAAUUUGCUAGUUGUUUAUUAGCAACUAAAUUAGCUUUAAAUAUAACCAUAAAAGUGAUCAAGUUCCCUUGAAAAAGUGAAAGUGUAGUUUCUGCUGAGGAAAAAGUUGUAUGUUGAAGAAUAGAGAGAUACGUCAUCCCAUAAUUAUGGUAGAAGAAAUAAAUGACAAAUGCUAUAACUGAUAGCAUGUUUUACUCUCACUUUAAGAACACCCCCUGUUAAACAAUAUUUUGCAUGAAGACUAAGUAAAAGGAAGUUAAUUGCAAUUUAAAAAUUUACAUUUAGUAGUGCCUUGCAGUGUAACACAUAAAAACGACUGCAAAAAGUUGUGAAAUAACCUCACAAACAAUUUGAGUAGUUGCAAGACAGAGAAGUUUGGUGGUGCAUCAUCUUUCAGAACUUGAAGUAUUCACUGGUUCACAUUGGAAAUUGAGGUCCUAUUUUUUCUCAAUCAGGUCUUUUGUUUACUUAUUUCUUUCAUAGUAAAUGGGGCUUCAGACAACAGAAUCUCAAACUGCUGGAAUGUUUCUUUUAAAUGAGUGAUGAACUCAGGUACACCUUUUGUGUUGAAAUCAUUUCUUUCCAAUACUGUGAUACUGUUCUUGGGAAGAAAGAACAAGAAAGAGAAGAGGAAGAAGAAGAAGAAGAAGAAGAAGAGGAAAGUGUAAUUAAUCUGGUACCCUGAAUAUUAAAGUUGGCCACUACUAACUGACUUCUCUUAAUAAUUUUGGAACUCAUCUAAUAAUUUGUUUUUGUCGUCAUGUUUCUUCAACUGAAAUAACAAACCUGGUUGAAAUACAUCCAGUAAUACAGCUGAGAAUGUUGUUGUUUGAAAGUGUCCAAGUUGAAGGCUUGUAUCAUUAUCCCAUUACAUCUUUUCUAAAAAAAAAGUAAAAGAUUGCUCCAUAUUCCUGUAUUUGUGGAUAAUAUCAAAUAACAUUGUGACUAAAAUAAAAUAAAAAUUUGUAUAUCCACAUGCAGAUAAAGCUCACUUGUUAUAAAUAGGUUACUAAGAGGGGACAAGACUGAUAUGAAUAUAAUACCUACAUGUUUGUUAUAUUCAUGCUACAGAAUUUUAUAACAAAGGUCCCAAAAUAAAGCAAUAUUCAGCCAGCUUCAUAUUAUUCACAAAUACACUUAUUGGUUUUUAGCACAUAAAUUGAAAAGCGUUCUCUCUGAAAAACCCACUUGACAAUUGAAAUGGGAAAAAAAAGUUAAUACUUUUAAGUCAAGAAUUAUUUCAUAGCAGUCAAAUUAUGCUUAGGGAUUGGUUGAGUAGCCUUUUCAAAGAUUCAUUAGAUGGCAAUGUUUUGUGUGAGAAUGUCAUGAAUGGCCCUUUAUGUUUCAGUUAAACUAUGUGAAUAGCUCAUGAUUAAUAUGUAGAUUUUUGUACAAAAUUAGUUAAGUCGCAUUUCAUAGAGAAUAAUGUUUUGUCUAGGAUAUCUAAUAAAUGAAACUUGAAAGAAUAUAGUGUAUAUGACACCAGAAAUUCUGGUAUUUAAUAAAAUAAAAUUAAUGAAGACA
This is a messenger RNA of Schistocerca cancellata (South American locust), 4931 nucleotides long. RefSeq names its product caskin-2 (gene ckn). NCBI's taxonomy places the organism in Eukaryota, Metazoa, Arthropoda, Insecta, Orthoptera, Acrididae. The transcript has 14 exons. Gene Ontology annotation, molecular function: protein phosphatase binding; signaling adaptor activity. The record is from RefSeq and is a predicted model, not a curated record. The coding region runs from base 346 to 2841 and encodes 831 amino acids. Gene Ontology annotation, biological process: axonogenesis; cell surface receptor protein tyrosine phosphatase signaling pathway. Gene Ontology annotation, cellular component: focal adhesion; axon.